UCACGUGAUCCUGUACAGGUAGGAAGACUAGGAACAAAAAACUCCUACGGCCCGCAAUGUUAGAUUUUUGAAGUUUUUCAUUGUGGAAGUUGUUCUUUAAAAAUGAUAACUUUGGGCAGCCUUUGUACAUGCAGAUUGUGGACAGAGAAUGAAACUGCCUUAAAAUCCUACUGGUAGCUAGGAGACCAGGAACAAAGUUGAAAACUCAGAACCCACCAUGUUGGAUUGAGACGUUCGGCAGUUUACCAGUGGAUUUUAAUUAAGUUCUUCAUCUGACUAACAAUGAUUUAAAAGUUUCAUAGUCUUUCUUUAAAGUUGAAAUGGUUCUAGACAAAUACCUCUAAGUUCCACACUAAAAUAGAAUUAGCAUGUUUUUUGAAAAUUUGAAUAUCAAAUAUCAGAUAUGCAUUAAUAUACUUAUAAAUUAAAGCAUUUUGCAAAAAAACCCCUACAAAAUGCCUGCACAAGAGUGCUUCCCUACACCUUUGGUAUUUCAUCACGGGGCAUGUGAUGUCCGUUAGCUAUACUUGAAUUUUAUUUGAUAAGUAGUUACUGUAAAAAUAAUUAAAAACCUACUUUCAUUUUCGAUAAACCAGCCCAAACCGUUUUGGAAUGAGCGAUUUUAGUUUUGAUAGAAAGAAGUUUCAAGAACGAGGUAACUAAGAACGCGGGUUGACUAAUUGACGCAAUGGCGAAAAAAGUAGGACGAGUUUAACAUGCAUCGGACAGACUCCUUUGAUAAUGAACUUUGGUUUAGAAUGUGCAUGCAUUCGCGCUUUAAGAUUACAUUGCAUUUUCAUACCACUCAAAAAUAGCUUAAUACAGAUAGUCAAUAUUUUUUAUAUUCUUUUAAAAAUUGUGUUAAUACCUCUACGUCUAUAUGAAUAAAUUAUGUAAGCAUAAAACGGAGACGUUGUAUCGAGAUGUGGGGGUGAAUUUUAGUUUUGGUUUUAAUACGAUCAGCUUCUUUUUAUCCAACCAUUUGAUUUUCAAUUCCAAUUUUGAAAAAAAUAGGUUGAGAAAAUAAAAUCUGUUGCGACAUAAAAAUUCAAUUAAUAUGUAAACCGUUAUUAUCUAGUUCUAUGUAAUUUUGUAAUUACAUGUAUUUACAUGUUUCAUAUUACAUGAAUCUACAUGUUCUAUAUUAUUCUCUUCAGAUCAAUGUCCCCCUAGAUUGUAAAGAAAAAGUCCCCUGACCAUGGACCACUGGAACAGUGCCCAGGAUGUUGUACGCUGCACCCUGUGUAAAACAUCUAUUGCCCCCAUGUACUGUGAAGUUUGUCACAUACAUCUGUGUGGAAACUGUGUAGAGACACAUUUCUCUGAUUCCUCUAAAGUUCAUAAUGUGGUGUCACUUAAACAAUAUUUAACCACCAAACAGGGAGCCGACUCCUCUCCCCCAGACCGGUCACUGAUGGAUGAACCCAAGGUCAUCACAGAAAUAGACACAAAGUACGGAUUUCUAUGGGGUGUGGCGUGUCUAAAUGAGACAAAGAUUUGGACGCGUGGUAAUAACAAAAUGAUAAACCUAUACAACCUGCAUGGGGAACUAGUGGAGUCCAUCCAAACCAAGUCAGGGAUCUAUCCACAGGACAUAGCAGUUACAAGGAGUGGGGAUCUAGUUUAUACUGAUGGCAAAGAUAGAACAGUGAACAUAGUGAAGAAUACACAGAUACAGACAGUGAUCAGACUACAGGGGUGGACACCUUUCGGUGUCUAUAGUACCUCCUCUGGCGAUCUCCUGGUUGUCAUGGACAGUGAUGAUGAUAAACAAACAAAAGUUGUGUGUUACUCUGGCUCCACAGAGAAACAAACUAUUCAGUUUCAUGACAAAGGACAACCUCUCUAUUCAUCUGGUAACACUAAAUACAUCACUGAGAACAGGAACCAGGAUAUCUGUGUGUCAGACUGUGAUGCCCGUGCAGUAGUGGUGGUCAAUCAGGCCGGGAAACUCCGGUUGACCUACACUGGUUCUCCCUCUACUAUCAAGAGAUCAUUUGGUCCACACGGCAUCACAAAAGACAGCCAGGGUCGGAUCCUGAUAGCUGACCGUAACAACUACCAUAUCCACAUCCUGGAUCAGGACGGACAGUUCCUCCGCUACAUUGACAACUGUCAUUUAGAGCGUCCAUAUGGUUUAUGUGUGGACACCAGAGACAACCUCUUUGUGGCUGAGAGGGGCACAAGUAAAGUGAAGAAAAUACAAUAUUACAUCUAAAUCACCUGUCUUUAUAAAUUAGAUGUAAAAAAAAAUUAAACAAGUAUAAAUUACAUACUGAGUGUGUAAAACCAUAUUUAGAGCAAAUGUUUACAUUACAACUAACUAUAUUUGGUGUAUAUUAGAUGGGACUACUGUGAGUGUUUAUAAUGUACAUACAGUGAGCAUUGCAGAUAAAAUGUAUAAUGUAAAUUUUUUGCAAUGAUCACUAUCUUCAUAUCUCAUUUAAAAAUUUAUCGCAUGUGAACAACCUGACCAAUAUCUAUUGGAUGUAACUACACUGUUUGACAUUUUGCAUAUUACGAUAACAUGUAGGCUUCCAUGUGUAUAAUCAUUGCAUGUCAUCAAAUUAUGUGAAUGUAAACAUCAAAGUUUUAUAUCUUGAAUGUUAACAAAAUGUUUGGUUUUUAUUAAAUUACAAGUGAACUGGCUAUUUUUGUACAUGUUAACAAAUUG
Molecule: messenger RNA, 2674 nt
Organism: Magallana angulata
Lineage: Eukaryota; Metazoa; Mollusca; Bivalvia; Ostreida; Ostreidae
Product: tripartite motif-containing protein 3-like
Exons: 2
Coding region: 1199-2218 (339 amino acids)
Molecular function (GO): zinc ion binding; protein binding
Source: RefSeq, a predicted model, not a curated record